AUCAGAUCAAAUUGAGCUGCAGAGCCGAAUCUUAUAGAUCAGGUCAAACCACACACACACACACACACACACACCAAGCAUGAAGCAUUCGGCUGUAAUAAGCUGGAUUCUCAUUUGCCUUUUAGCUGUGUUGAGUUUGAUUUUCAUCAAGAAAUGGAAGAAGGGAUCCGAUGGAUUCAAGAAGAAGCUGCCACCAGGGCCAUGGAAGCUACCCAUCAUUGGAAACAUACAUCAGUUGAUGAUGGGUGGUUCUCUGCCCCAUCAUGCUCUGAGAAAUUUAGCCCAAAAACAUGGUGAUCUGAUGCAUCUUCAGCUUGGAGAAAUCUCAACCAUUGUGGUAUCAUCUCCUGGAAUGGCGAAAUCGGUCCUGAAAACCCAUGAUCUCGCAUUCUCGGAUAGGCCGAGUGUUCUGCUUGGGAAGAUCAUCGCCUACAACUAUUCCGACAUUGCGUUUUCUCCAUAUGGCGAAUACUGGAGGCAGCUCAGGAAACUCUGCACUUUGGAACUUCUCAGCGCAAAAAGAGUCCGAUCGUUUGGUUCGAUUCGCCGAGAUGAAGUUUCGAAGCUGGUUUCAUCGAUCCGGGAGGAUGCUAUUCCCCUGUUUCAGUCAAAAGAGGGCAUAAAUUUGACCCGGAAAAUCUCCUCGUACACGAGUUCGAUGAUUUGCGCAGCGGCAUUUGGUCGAGCAUUUGGACGGCAUCAGGCGGAACUGGUGGAGAUACUGAACAAAGUUUUGAUUCUGGCGAGCGGGUUCGAUGUUUCUGAUGUUUUUCCAUCCUGGAAAAUUCUUCAUCGCUUCAUCUCCAUGAAGCCUGAGCUGGUGGAGUUGCAUAACCGGAUUGACGGAAUUCUGGAAACCAUUAUUCAACAACAUGUGGAAAACCCAACUGGGAGGAACUCUGAGUUAGGACAAGAAGAUCUGCUUGAUAUUCUUCUAAGGAUCAAACAAAGUGGUGAUCCUGAUUUUCCGAUCACCAAUGCGAGUAUCAAGGCCGUCAUAUUGGAUAUAUUCACGGGAGGAACUGAAACUUCAGCUAAUGUGGUGGAGUGGGCUAUGGCAGAGAUGAUAAGAUAUCCAAAUGUGUUGGCAAAAGCACAAAGUGAAAUCAGGGAAUUACUCAAGGGAAAGACAAUGAUUGAAGAAGCCGAUAUCCAAAAAUUAAGUUACUUAAAAUUAGUAAUUAAAGAAACUCUUCGACUUCAUCCUCCAUUGCCGUUAUUGAUUCCUCGAGAGAGUAGGGCGCAAUGCGAAAUAGACGGAUACAUCAUCCCUGACAGAACAAGAGCCAUAGUUAACGUUUGGGCAAUAGGAAGAGAUUCGAAGUAUUGGGAUGAUCCCGAAAAUUUCAAACCAGAGAGGUUUGACAAUAGCUUGGUUGAUUUCACUGGAAGCAAUUACGAAUUACUACCAUUUGGUGCGGGGAGGAGGAGUUGUCCGGGAUUAUCAUUUGGUAUAGCUAAUGUGGAACUGCCAUUAGCUAAUUUGUUGUUCUACUUUGAUUGGAAACUCCCAAAUGAAAUCAAUGGUGUUGAUUUAGACAUGUCGGAGACAAGUGGAAUAGUUGCAGGAAGGAAAAGCCAGCUUUUCUUGAUUGCCACUAUGUACGAAGCCGAAUCCAUUGGUAAACACAUUUAAGUAAGUAGUAGGGAUCAAGGUGCUUGUUAAUGUCUUAACUUUCUUGUCCAAUUAGUUCCAUGUUCUAGAUUCUAGAGUCAAAAUUUCCAUGAUCUUAGUUUGUAUGGACAAACAUUGUGUUUUGGUUUUUGUUUUAAAUUUGAGAUGAGAUUAAAAAUGUGGUUUAAGGGAAAAUUUAGAAAGUUGUAUAAGUUCUUUAGAUAGAAAAAAUAAUUUAUUUAUUUUUUAUUAUUAUUAUUUUUUAGAUGCAGGCAGUAGAAUUUCGUGAAAGAAAAUGCUAUCAUGUCGACUGUUGAGUUACCCGAUCAAAUUGUGAGAAGCUAUUUGAAUUUUUCAGAUAGAGCUAGAAGAUAAAUUAUAGUGACGUGACAGAGUGAUACAUGUAAUCUUUGUAUAAUUGAGAUAGGAUGAUGGCUAAUCUAGAGUGCCCUGAUGAGAAAGUGUUAUGUGGAAUAGAUCAAAACUGCCUCAUGUUUAUUUCCACUUAAACUCGAUAGCUCCUUAUCACGUCUCGUUCAAUGCAUCAAUAUUAUAUUCCCAAAAAAAAAAAAUUUCACAUUGAAUUUUUAUAUUUGUACUGUUUUGUUGGUGGCCUCUGGUUUGUUUCCACUUGAACUCGGUAGGUCCUUGUCAC
Molecule: messenger RNA, 2270 nt
Organism: Oldenlandia corymbosa var. corymbosa
Lineage: Eukaryota; Viridiplantae; Streptophyta; Magnoliopsida; Gentianales; Rubiaceae
Source: the annotation of a GenBank genome assembly